GUCAUCACUACUUUGCCAGCUCGGUUUUUAUUUACUUUUCUGCGGCGCGUUUAAUCAAAGAACAAAAGAGCGAAGUUUGUGACAAAGACCGAGUUCUACGCUCAAUGGUUAGAACAAGUUGUAAACGUAGACAACGCUCCCCCAUAGAAACCAGAAGAACUCCAUUUAAAGUUAGGAUAUAGCAACAAACAUCCAAUCAGCGGCACCAAACUUCUUAUCACCAAAAAACGACGAUCCCAAAAAACAACAACAACAAAACGACAAUACAAAAGAUAACAAGAAAACAAGUUGUUGUUCCGCUGAAUCGGAAUUUCUGCGCACGGAGAAAGUCUCGAGAACUUUGAAGUCUGACGUGUCGCUCGAUUAAGGGUGAUAGCAGAUAGAAGAACGGUUCGGUUAUGUGUGGAAAUCCAGCUGUGGGAAACGGAACGAGGGCGCUGAUUCUGGUCGGUGGCUAUGGCACCCGUUUGCGACCCCUGACCCUCAGCACGCCCAAGCCAUUGGUGGAAUUUGCCAACAAACCAAUACUGCUCCACCAACUGGAGGCACUUGUGGAUGCGGGAUGCCGUCAGGUAAUCUUAGCCGUCAGCUACCGAGCUGAACAGAUGGAAAAGGAGCUGAAAGUGGAGGCUGACAAACUGGGCGUAGAGCUGAUCUUCUCACAUGAGACUGAGCCCCUGGGAACAGCCGGACCCCUAGCUCUGGCGAAAACCAUUCUUACAGCUAGUUCAGAGCCAUUCUUUGUGCUCAAUUCGGAUGUCAUCUGCGAUUUCCCCUUCAAGCAACUUGUCCACUUCCAUCGUAACCAUGGCAAAGAAGGCACCAUCGUGGUCACGAAGGUCGAAGAACCCUCGAAAUACGGAGUUGUGCUAUACGACGAGAACGGCUGUAUCAAGAACUUCAUUGAGAAGCCACAGGAGUUCGUUAGCAACAAGAUCAAUGCCGGCAUUUACAUCUUCAAUCCCUCAGUCCUGGACCGGAUCGAGGUCAAGCCCACGUCAAUAGAGAAGGAGGUAUUCCCAGCGAUGGCCCAGCAACAGGAGCUGUAUGCCAUGGAUCUAACUGGAUUCUGGAUGGACAUCGGGCAGCCUAAAGACUUCCUAACCGGCAUGUGCCUUUAUCUAAGCUCGCUGCGCCAGAAGCAAUCUACCAAGCUGUACACAGGGCCUGGAGUAGUGGGCAACGUACUAGUGGACCCCACGGCCAAGAUUGGCGAGGGCUGCCGCAUUGGACCCAAUGUAACCAUUGGUCCGGAUGUGGUCAUCGAGGAUGGAGUGUGCAUCAAGCGCUCCACAAUCCUAAAGGGUGCCAUUGUUCGUUCUCACUCCUGGCUGGACUCCUGCAUUGUGGGAUGGCGCUCAACUGUGGGUCGUUGGGUUCGCAUUGAGGGCAUCACCGUGCUGGGCGAGGAUGUUAUCGUCAAGGAUGAGCUCUACGUUAAUGGAGGCCAGGUCCUGCCCCAUAAAAGCAUUGCUGCCAGUGUCCCGGAGCCGCAGAUUAUUAUGUGAGCCGUUGGCCCCAUAUAAUUAGUGUAUAUACAAUCUAGUUUCGUUCAGUUCCGCCGUUUCGGUAUUCGAUAAAGGUGCCUUCUGCUUCAAUGCUCUCACCUACGAUUUGCAAUAUUCACACGACAAAGUUAAAAAUGAGAAACAUUUCCAUCAGCUAGCCUUGCUUUCUAUUUAUAAACUAGAGCUCAAUUUCCUUCACUGAUGAAGGUGGUAAAACUGACUUAUUGUCUGAGCAAGAAUGCCUCAGCCGAACCUUUUUGUACUUUCAUAAGCGAAGUAUAAGUCUUAUUUUUAAAAUUAUGUACGAUAGUUAAAUAUACAUAUGUACGUAUUUACUAAAAUACCCAAAAGCA
Molecule: messenger RNA, 1861 nt
Organism: Drosophila eugracilis
Lineage: Eukaryota; Metazoa; Arthropoda; Insecta; Diptera; Drosophilidae
Gene: Gmppb
Product: mannose-1-phosphate guanyltransferase beta
Exons: 4
Coding region: 399-1508 (369 amino acids)
Biological process (GO): cell wall mannoprotein biosynthetic process; GDP-mannose biosynthetic process
Cellular component (GO): cytoplasm
Molecular function (GO): GTP binding; mannose-1-phosphate guanylyltransferase (GTP) activity
Source: RefSeq, a predicted model, not a curated record